AAAUAAACUCUCUAAUAGGUUAAUCUAUUGGCGGGUACGUUAGUCACCUUUCCCUGGCAUCUUGUGAACGCCAUUGUGAACUUUAACGACUUUGGAAGAAGGCAUCAGUAAUCGGUGAUUUUCUGUGCCAUCGGUGUUUAUUAGCAGUUUUUCUUGUAAAGACUAUUCAAAUCCUAUCAAAACCAUGGCUGCAGAACAAGAAAUGCCCACAUUUAAGUGUGUGCUAGUCGGAGAUGGAGGUACUGGAAAAACCACAUUCGUAAAACGCCAUUUGACUGGUGAAUUCGAAAAAAAAUAUGUAGCCACUUUAGGUGUCGAAGUUCACCCCUUAGUGUUCCACACUAACCGAGGUCCCAUUCGUUUCAAUGUCUGGGACACUGCCGGUCAAGAGAAAUUCGGGGGACUUCGUGAUGGAUACUAUAUUCAGGGACAAUGUGCCAUCAUCAUGUUUGACGUCACUUCUCGUGUGACAUACAAAAAUGUACCGAACUGGCACAGAGAUCUCGUUCGAGUCUGUGAAAAUAUCCCAAUUGUGCUCUGUGGCAACAAAGUAGACAUUAAGGACAGAAAAGUUAAGGCUAAAAGCAUCGUGUUCCACCGAAAGAAGAAUUUACAAUAUUAUGACAUCUCUGCUAAAUCAAACUACAACUUCGAAAAGCCCUUCCUAUGGCUCGCUAGAAAGCUGAUCGGCGAUCCCAACCUGGAGUUCGUCGCCAUGCCCGCCCUAGUGCCCCCAGAAGUCCAGAUGGACCCCCACUGGCAACAACAAAUCGAAAAGGAUCUCAAAGAGGCUCAAGAGACGGCCCUGCCAGAGGAUGAUGAGGAUUUAUAAAUUAAUUACCAACCAUUUUGUAUAAUAAAAUUUUAUUAAGACUUAACUCAAGAACUAAUUUAUGUUAAAUUAACUUGUGUGUGGCCUGAUGGCGGGCUGUUGAUAUUUUUAUAAGCUAUGCCUGUUUUCUAAAUUUGUCAAAUGAGUUUGUCUGGUACUGCUCAAUCGGGGCGUCUGUAUGAUUGCGGAAGGAUUGAAAUUCUGUGCUUAAAUUUUUUGUAAUUACCUUCAGUUCUUAUUCAUGUGAAAUAGACAAUAGUGUUACUUUAUUAAUAAACCGUUUUUCACUA
Molecule: messenger RNA, 1122 nt
Organism: Anoplophora glabripennis (Asian longhorned beetle)
Lineage: Eukaryota; Metazoa; Arthropoda; Insecta; Coleoptera; Cerambycidae
Gene: Ran
Product: GTP-binding nuclear protein Ran
Exons: 3
Coding region: 185-832 (215 amino acids)
Biological process (GO): protein import into nucleus; ribosomal subunit export from nucleus
Cellular component (GO): nucleus; cytoplasm
Molecular function (GO): GTPase activity; GTP binding
Source: RefSeq, a predicted model, not a curated record